This is a messenger RNA of Quercus robur (English oak), 1011 nucleotides long. RefSeq lists its product as uncharacterized. The record is from RefSeq and is a predicted model, not a curated record. The transcript has 2 exons. Gene Ontology annotation, molecular function: zinc ion binding; nucleic acid binding. The coding region runs from base 1 to 1011 and encodes 336 amino acids. NCBI's taxonomy places the organism in Eukaryota, Viridiplantae, Streptophyta, Magnoliopsida, Fagales, Fagaceae.
AUGUCUGACAAGGAUCUCCAAUCCUAUUGGAAUUUGGACAUUGGUUGUUUGUUGAUAGAAUGUUCGAAAGCCAUUAUUGUGAAGUUGGUUGGCAAAUCUGUGGGUCUCAACUACCUUCAUUCCAAGCUGAGUCAGCUGUGGAAACCAUCGGGAAGGCUUGACUGUGUGGACCUUGGUAAUAAUUUCUUCCUAACUCGUUUUUAUGUCAAGGAAGAUUUGGACAAUGUACUAAGGAAUGGACCAUGGUUUAUAGUAGACCACUUCCUCUCCCUCAGGCCAUGGGAACCAUUUUUUAAGCCUUCCUCAGCGAGCUUUUCUCUCAUUGCUGUUUGGAUAAGACUUUACGAGCUUCCUAUCGAGCUAUAUGAAGCGGAUAUUCUCAGGCCAAUUGGCGAAGCUAUUGGCAAGGUGCUUAGAAUUGAUAGUCACACGGCCAUGGAGGCUCGAGGUAAGUACGCCAGGUUGUGCGUUCAAAUUGAUGUCAAUAAGCCGUUGGUUAAUACUAUAUUAAUCGGUAAGUUUGAACAAGUCGUCUCCUACGAAGGUAUCCACAAACUUUGCUUCGCCUGUGGAAGGGUGGGUCAUCGCCAGGAGGCUUGCCCAUACGUGAUUCACAGAGGUAAACCGCCGGUAGCAGCGGAGGAGGUGAAUAAGGACGGACUGGAAGUUCGCUCACACAAUUUGCAUGAAGCCUGCGUCUCUGGCAAAUCCCAUGCAAUGCCAAAGGUGAGUGGAGCAGAGGACAUUGAAGGACAGUAUGGCCCUUGGAUGGUAGUGACUAGGAAAAAACAAAUUCAGAAGGGAACAAAGAAAGGAUCCGCUCCUGAGGGGUCCACCAGAUCAGCAUGGAAUUCUACGCAUGCCCAGGCAGCUGAAGGCGUUAGCAAUGCAACCAUUUUAAAGUCCCAGCCCACUGCGAGGCCAGUUGAUAGGCCUAAUGGGAUUGGGCUGAAGGCCCAUUCAGGUAUGGGCAGCAGUCAUGCUUUACCUCCGCAGGCCCAAAGAGGUUAG